Molecule: messenger RNA, 2703 nt
Organism: Equus quagga
Lineage: Eukaryota; Metazoa; Chordata; Mammalia; Perissodactyla; Equidae
Gene: MRGPRF
Product: MAS related GPR family member F
Exons: 5
Coding region: 785-1816 (343 amino acids)
Biological process (GO): G protein-coupled receptor signaling pathway
Cellular component (GO): membrane
Molecular function (GO): G protein-coupled receptor activity
Source: RefSeq, a predicted model, not a curated record
UGCUUCCAAAGGCAUCUCCUCCCGCGGCAGGCGGCAGGCGAGGGCUCUCCUCCACUCAGAGCUCGCGUUGUCCGAGGCUCGGGGCAGAGCUCUCCGCUGGCGCGCUGCCCCUUGGGUCGAGGCCGGAGGUGGGCGGCCACGGGAGGAGCCCUCUACGGAGGGGAGGCCUCUGAGGAUCCGGACAGCUGCAGGAGUGCUGGCUCUGUCAUAGGCCAGAUCCUGACCUGAGGAGUGCACACACUCACACACCCCAUACACGUGUCACACACAUGUCUUUCCACGGCCCAUGUGGGGUCCACUUGGCUUCCAGAUCUCUCUGCACGAAUGCAGCAGCUUUUCAGAUUGCCUGUCGACAAGGCCAGGCCAAGGGCUCAGAGACACACAGGGACACCCGCACAUCGAAUCAAUCAGCAGAGGAAGGCUUCCUGCCUUGUGGGACUGACCGCCCAGAACCCCUGUCUCACCCUGGGGCCGAGCACAAAGGAAGAGCCCAGGAAAUGUGUGUGGCUCAUUAAAUGCCUCUCUCUGGAAGCCCUGUGGCUCCAGAAAUCUCCCAGACCGAGCGAAUCAGGGAAGGGGAGGGGCUUCUUCCCCAGUGAGCUGCAGUCGGCAUCCAGCAUCAGCAGGGGUGCGCAUGAGGAGCCCCGGCCCAAGGGGGCAGUGCUCUCUGCCCUGGACUCUGCAGGACAGUCCCUGUGCCUCCCACACCACCCGCCUGUGAGGGAGCCAGGUCCGGUGAGCUGCACACAGAGCCGUGAGGAGUCUGGACUCACCAGCCCUGGAGAUGGCGGGAAACUGCUCCUGGGAGCCCCAUCCCAGCAACAGGAACAAGAUGUGUCCCGGCGUGAGCGAGGCCCCAGAACUCUACAGCCGCGGCUUCCUGACCAUCGAGCAGAUCACCAUGCUGCCCCCACCGGCUGUCAUGAACUACAUCUUCCUGCUCCUGUGUCUGUGCGGCCUGGUGGGCAACGGGCUGGUCCUCUGGUUCUUCGGCUUCUCCAUCAAGAGGAGCCCCUUCUCCACCUACUUCCUGCACUUGGCCAGCGCCGACGUGGGCUAUCUCUUUAGCAAGGCCGUGUUCUCCAUCCUGAACACAGGCGGCUUCCUGGGUGCGUUUGCCGACUACGUCCGCGCCGUGUCCAGGAUCCUGGGGCUCUGCAUGUUUCUCGCCGGCGUGAGCCUCCUGCCGGCCAUCAGCUCGGAGCGCUGCCUGUCGGUCAUCUUCCCCGCCUGGUACUGGCGCCGGCGGCCCAAGCGCCUGUCGGCUGUAGUGUGCGCCCUGCUCUGGAUCCUCUCGCUCCUGGUCACCAGCAUCCACAACUACUUCUGUGUGUUCCUGGGCCGCCAGGCCUCUGGGGCGGCCUGCAGGCACAUGGACGCCUUCCUGGGCAUCCUGCUUUUCCUGGUGUUCUGCCCGCUGAUGGUGCUGCCCUGCCUGGCGCUCAUCCUGCACGUGGAAUGCCGGGCCCGGCGGCGCCAGCGCUCCGCCAAGCUCAACCACGUCAUCCUGGCCAUGGUCUCCAUUUUCCUCGUGUCCUCCAUCUACUUGGGGAUCGACUGGUUCCUCUUCUGGGUCUUCCAGAUCCCGGCCCCCUUCCCCGAGUACGUCACCGACCUGUGCAUCUGCAUCAACAGCGGCUCCAAGCCCGUCGUCUACUUCCUGGCCGGGAGAGACAAGUCACAGAGGCUGUGGGAGCCUCUAAGGGUGGUCUUCCAGCGGGCCCUGCGAGACGGCGCCGAGCUGGCAGAGGCCGGGGGUGGCACGCCCAACACGGUCACCAUGGAGAUGCAGUGUCCCUCCGGGAACGCCUCCUGAGAGCCCAGCACCUGGAGAGGAGGCAGGAUCCAGGAGCAGCCUGUGGCCUCCAGAGACCCUUUCCCGCAGGACAGGAGCUGGGCAGCCGCCUUGGUGCCCGAGGGCAAGGAGAAAAGUCUGCUUCCCACACUCCUGCCUCCUUCUCCCUGGGCGAGGCUCUGGGGUGGCCAAGGGACCGAGCAGCCACCUGCAAACAGAGCCCAUGGCCCCACUGGGCUCUCCCAGCCAUACUCCUCCUUCAGUGACCCAUUAUACAGAAGUUGUCCCAGGCAGUGGGCCAGGUGGUGGCCUGCAGGCUGGUGAGGCAGAGAGCAGGGGUCACCCAGCCCCGUCCGACUCCUGCCCCUGUGGUCAGCCCUCCUUGGAAAUGACACAGCUGGCACCAUCGCCAUCCAGCCAGCAGCUUUGUCCCCGCCACUGGGGCACUUGCUCUUCCCAUUGCAUCUUCUCAAGGCAACAUGAGCGAGCAGACCCGAGGGAAUGGUGCUUUCUGGGAGAGGGUACUGGCAACCCACCCUGGGGCUCUGCCUUUCUGCCAAUGAUGUCCCGCCCCCGCCCCCAGAUGAAUCCUCUGCUGACUUUCCUGGGACAGUCUUGGUCAUGGCAAGCAGCUGGAGACGGAAGGGACCUUCGGCCAGCUGGGGUGGGUCACUCUCUUUUCGGACUCCAUGCCCGCCAGCUCCAGCAGCCUCCAGAGUGCACGGUGUGUCCGAGCUGCUGUCCACCCGGUCCUCAGGGCUCCGGGCUCCAACCCCCACCCGAAAGUGGGCACUGGCUCUCCCUGGCCCCCCAGCCCACCUGCAAGCCCCGCGGCCCCGCGUAGCCGGAGCAAGUUUGAUGAGAGACCAUAAAUGUGUAUCAAUAAACGUUUUAUAUCUUGCACUGAA